This is a messenger RNA of Thunnus maccoyii (southern bluefin tuna), 1715 nucleotides long. RefSeq names its product cathepsin D (gene ctsd). The coding region runs from base 116 to 1306 and encodes 396 amino acids. The record is from RefSeq and is a predicted model, not a curated record. The transcript has 9 exons. Gene Ontology annotation, cellular component: lysosome. NCBI's taxonomy places the organism in Eukaryota, Metazoa, Chordata, Actinopteri, Scombriformes, Scombridae. Gene Ontology annotation, molecular function: aspartic-type endopeptidase activity. Gene Ontology annotation, biological process: proteolysis.
CGUGACGGUGACUCCUCUCCAGUCAGCUGAUAAAAGUCGGUUGUUUGUCGACAAGAAGCUGUUCUGCUCAGUCAUUGUAGUUGUUCAUGGUUUCUGUGGUCCUGCGACUAUCACAAUGAGGAGUUUAUUCCUGUUCGUUUUCGCGGCUUUGGCUCUGACCAACGACGCUCUUGUCCGAAUCCCCUUAAAGAAAUUCCGUUCGAUCAGACGUGAGCUGACAGACUCGGGGAAGAGAGCAGAGGAGCUUCUGGCCGACAAACAGUCCCUUAAGUACAACCUCGGCUUCCCGAGCAGCAAUGGACCCACUCCAGAAACCCUGAAGAACUACCUUGAUGCUCAGUAUUACGGUGAGAUCGGCCUGGGAACCCCCCCUCAGCCCUUCACUGUGGUGUUUGACACCGGUUCCUCCAACCUGUGGGUUCCCUCCGUUCACUGCUCCCUGUUAGACAUCGCAUGCUUGCUUCACCACAAAUAUAACUCUGCUAAGUCCAGCUCAUACGUGAAGAACGGUACUGCCUUCGCCAUCCAGUAUGGAACCGGCAGUUUGUCAGGAUACCUCAGUCAGGACACAUGCACAAUCGGGGACAUAUCGGUUAAAAGCCAGCUCUUCGGGGAGGCCAUUAAGCAGCCCGGCGUGGCCUUCAUCGCAGCCAAGUUCGACGGGAUCCUCGGCAUGGCCUACCCACGCAUCUCUGUGGACGGCGUGGCGCCGGUCUUUGACAACAUCAUGAGUCAGAAGAAGGUGGAGCAGAACGUCUUCUCCUUCUACCUGAACAGGAACCCGGACACCGAGCCCGGCGGUGAGCUGCUGCUGGGAGGAACUGACCCCAAGUACUACACCGGAGAAUUUAACUACGUUAACAUCACCCGCCAGGCCUACUGGCAGAUCCACAUGGACGGGAUGGCCGUGGGCAGCCAGCUGAGUCUGUGUAAGAGCGGCUGUGAGGCCAUCGUGGACACCGGGACGUCUCUGAUCACCGGCCCCGCCACGGAGGUCAGAGCCCUGCAGAAGGCCAUCGGAGCCACUCCGCUCAUCCAGGGAGAGUACAUGGUGAACUGUGACAAGAUCCCGUCGCUGCCCGUCAUCACCUUCAACUUGGGCGGAAAGCCUUACACUCUGACCGGAGAGCAGUACGUCCUCAAGGUGACCCAGGCUGGAAAGACGAUUUGUUUGAGUGGCUUCAUGGGUCUGGACAUCCCUCCCCCCGCUGGGCCCCUGUGGAUUCUGGGAGAUGUAUUCAUCGGCCAGUACUACACCGUCUUUGACCGAGAGAACAACAGGGUGGGCUUUGCCAAGUCCAAAUAAGCACAUCCUGCAUGCGAGCAAAGCUAAAAGUCCAAGUUUUGGAAGACGAAAGUCUGUGCUGCACACGUUUUCUGUUGCUUUGCAAUCAAACAGUAUUUAGCAAUAGAUUUUGUGUAGAGUCGAAAUGCACUGAUCUGAAGUUUUUACGAUUUCUUGCAGAGAGUGAGAAACAGCAGAUUUGAUACGUUGUGUGAUGUGUUGUGUGUAUUUGAUCAGGGAUCAGUUGACUGUAUCGGUAGUGACCUUUUCAAACAUCAAACAUCUUUUAGUGAACUUUUUUUUUUUUUUUUUUUUUAAAUCAGGGACCUGUUUUAAACAGAACGAUUUUAAUUUGCAUUUUAGGGUGAAGCUUGUGGACCUUUGGGAUGUAUGUUAAUGUGAUUGGCCUGAAUAAACACUUUUAAAAAGA